Xyrichtys novacula (pearly razorfish) is the source of this 2810-nucleotide messenger RNA. The record is from the annotation of a GenBank genome assembly. NCBI's taxonomy places the organism in Eukaryota, Metazoa, Chordata, Actinopteri, Labriformes, Labridae.
GAGGUCUGCCCCAUUUGCAUGCCAAUAAUCGCAAGAAAGAGAACAGCAGAGGUUUCCAAACGCUGACAUUCCUUGUCUGUUGAGCAGUGGAUGGACAUCCAGACCUCAGACAUUACAGAAAGGUGAGGGCACUUUUUAUUUUUUAGGUAGGGAUAUUUUACAUUUUUUUCCUUUGAAGAUUAAGAAUAUUUAAGCUUUUUUUAUUCUAAAGGUUACUUUUUUGAAAGAGUCUUUCUUAAGGUAAGGGUUUUGCUUAUUUAGUUGGGACAGGAUUUGUAUGUGCAGGUGGGAGGAAUUGGGAAACCUACUGUGAAAAGUUUUGAGCUCCAGACCCUUUACUUUCUGUAUUUUGGGGAAUUUUAAUGCAGAAUCUUACCAGUAUCUUAUCUCAUUUAACUGUUUGGUAUUUACUGCACAGAAAUAUAUUAUUAUGAUCAAGCACCAAUUAAAGUAACAUCAAACACAUAAUCCGAUGCUAUAGAGAAAAGAAAAAGUUUACCCUCUUAAAUAUCAUACAUUUUCAGGGAUUGUGCAUUUUUUAAGAACAAUUUUUUUCUUUUGAGGUGAGUUUGUCUACAAUUUGGUAAGGUGUCUCUUACGAUUAACCUGCAGCAGUUAUACUGUUUUGUUUUGGGUUUUUUUAGAGAUUUAAUUUCAUACGUUUCUUUACACUCAUUUUAAGCCAAUAUGUGUUAUUUGAAAUGACUUUUUGACAAGCCACACCCAAGUUUUGAUAUUUUCUGCGCCUACAUUUGUUUAGACAAGCAUGGUUUACUACUUAUGCAGUUUAAAGUGAUGCAAAUGGCAGAUUAAAAAUGUCUCCGCUGGAUUUUGUUCCUUUUUGUGUUACUGAAUACAGUCAGAAACUAAUUUUUGUCACAUGGUUGAAAUUUAUUGCCAAGUGAUUUUAUGAGCCGUGAAGCAAACUCUUUCCCUGAGGUCUCAAAUGGCAUGAAUGUUAAGGUGCCUGAGCGAUUCCUCUAUGUUUGUUUUUUCAACUUAACCCCUCCAUCAUGCGUACGUGCUCCAAUGUGCACUCUCUCACAAAUACACAAACAUUUUCACGCAACUAAAAGCUAAAUAUAUUGUAGUCAUUCAUGCGAUCUAGCAUUAGGCAAUAAAUAUACAGCCUAUCUUUCUCUGAUUUCCUACUGAAGUUGCUUCCUUUGUUGAGAAACCUGAACCGAUGUCAAUUAUCUCUCUUUUUUGCAGAUGACGACCUCCAAUAAAACAUUGUUCUUCGCCAAGUUAGCCGCCUUGGGCCUCCUCUGCUCUGUUGUUGCAUUCUGCCUGUUUUUUGAGCCUCCAUCUGAUGUUUGCCAGCCUGUUUUAGCCAAUGUUGAACAUUAUGAGACUGUGAAUCCUAAUGAAAAGCCUAUACUCCUGCUGUGGUUCUGGCCUCUUGGUGUGAAGUUUGAUCUUAAAGCUUGCUCCAUCCACUACAACAUCGAUGGCUGUGUUUUGACAGAUAACAGAGCACUCUACAGCAAAGCUCAAGGAGUCGUCUUCUACCAUAAAAACAUAGCCUAUAACAUGAACAACAUGCCCAAAGGUCCCCGUCCAUCUUUUCAGAAGUGGAUCUGGUUCAAUGUGGAAUCUCCGACAAAUACAGGGGGCAAAUUAAGAAUGGACAACGUGUUCAACUUAACGUUGAGCUACAGAAGAGACGCCAGCAUCACAGUGAGGAACGAGCUCACCAUCAGGGAAACGGAGAGUGAAGAGGAUUUCAUUCCACCUAAAAAGACCAGACUGGUUUGUUGGAUCGUCAGCAACAAAAACCAUAGAACCGGGACAAUUGUGAGAGAAAGGUACUACACAGCGCUGUCCAAACACAUAAAGAUCGAUCUUUUUGGUAUUGCUCACACUGGGCACAGGCUGAGCUAUGAAGAAUAUUACCCAACCAUUGGGAGCUGUAAGUUUUAUCUGUCUUUUGAGAACUCCAUUCACAGAGACUACAUUACUGAGAAGGUGAACGGGCCCCUUGUGGCAGGGACUGUCCCUGUGGUUUUGGGUCCUCCACGAUCAAACUAUGAGCAGUUCCUUCCCUCUGAUGCUUUUAUUCAUGUCAAUGACUUCCCAAACCCAAAGGCGCUGGCGGAGUUUCUUCUCGCUUUGGACAAGAAUGAAACAGCGUACAGGCGUUACUUUGAGUGGAGGAAGCACUUCUCUGUGACUCCUCAUCUCCUGUCAAUCAAGAAUGAGUUCAUUCAGCCCAUCUGCCUCGCCUGUGACCACAUCUCCAGAGACAAAGAUUAUCAUAUUGUCCAUAACCUUUUCAAGUGGUAUAGGUCAUAGAAAUCAAAUCAGUUGUUUAAGCUUUCUUUGAGAAAUUUACCUAAACUGUGUCAUAUAUUUGAAAAGUGAGCAUAUAAAUAGUGUUGUGCAUGUUCACACUAAAAUGAUCUGUAUCAAGAAGCUGCAGCCAGCUGAUGAUCAACCUAUUAUUUGUUUAUAUUGAUGCUGGGGCAGGAGAGGGUUGCUGAUGGGUGAUUCAAACUGGCUUAAUCGGAGAAAGUGGCACUCUACCAUGAUGCACAUCCUUUACAAGUUGUCUAUCUUAUACCUGUUUAUUACAUCUUUUACUGUAGUCCCUCGAGUUCAUUAACAGAUCCCCCAGUUUAGCAUGGAUCCACAUGUUCCAGAGCUAAAAAAAAAAACUUGAGGUGGAACGCUAAUAAGCAGGGGUGUGUCCAGAACUUUUAGACUGUGGUGGCCCUGCCCUGGUAGUGACACUGCUGGGGUGGCAUGAAGUAUGUGAGCUCACACAACACUAAACAUGAUUUACUAUUGCAUCUGUGCUGUAACACUGG